AUCAAAAACAGGAGAUUUCCAUGAUGGCUUGACAUUCCUAGGUGCAGGCGAAACUCAAAGCCGGCGUUUCAGGAAACGGGAAGGGAAUUCUUGAACCGACGCAGUACUAUUGCUACAGUUGCUCAGGAUGUUAUCGUACAUUCUGCCGCAACUCUCGGCGGCAUUUGUCGUGCAGUCUGGCCCGGUUGUUGACCGGAGACUCUUAGCCUAGAGAAAGGCUGUCUAAACAGAGAUACAGUCAAGAGAUUGUCCAGAGAGAUAGUCGAAUCUGUUUAGAUACUCUCCGCACAAUGAGGGCGUUGCUUCCGAAGCUGCGCCAUGGCUCGCGACAGGCGAGCCAGUCCGCGUUGACAUCGCCAGCCGAUAACGCGAACGUCGAGAAUGCCGAGCGGAACGAGAAUCCCAGGAAUCCCGGCAAUGUUGGGAAAGCUGGCAAGGCUGGCAAUGCUGCGAGUGCUGGCGGUGCUGCGAACAGUCACGGUGGGACUGCUGCUGCUGGUUCCGCGAAUCCACCCAGAACCUCUCUGCUGACGUCACGACCUGCCACUGCACCUUCCAGCGGCGGCCGGCAGCGGCGGCAGCAGCAGGCAAAGAGCCGCAAUUCAGAGGCGCACACCAGGAGCAACAGCCAAGAUUCAGCUGCUGCUGAUCCUGUUGCUGAAGAUUCGCCUGCAGCCAGUCAAGGGUGGCCUUUCAGCGCAGCUUCCAAUGCUGCUGCAUCCAAAGCAGCAGCAGCAGCAGCAGCAGCAGCAGCAGCAGAUGCUUCCCCCAAUGUGCUACUGCUAGAUGAAGCACAGCAGGAUGAGCAGAAAGAGCAGGGGCAGAAGCAGCACCACGAGCAACAGCAGCUAGAGCAGGAGGAACAGCUGCAUGAGCAGAAGAAGAAUCCAAGCUUUGCUGGUCUACCAGAGGACGUGUGGGUGAAGGUGCUGCAGUUGCUGAAACCGGCGGAUCUGACGGCCAUAAGAGGCAGCUGCCGGUCACUCUACCAGCUAGCUGUGCGCGCCCACCCUUCAGUCUCCAUCCGCCUCCCCCCAAAGCGCUCCUCCGACUUCCCCUCCUUCCUCGCCAGGGCCGGCCCUUCCCUCUCCUCGCUCACCGUCCUCCCCACCGCCCAGCUCCCUGCCACGUGUCUGGUCCCCAUUGGACAGCACUGCCCGGGGCUAGAAACCCUGAACCUGACGGACCAAAAGGGGGUGACGGACGGGGUGUUGGUGGAGGUGGGGGGAGGUUGUGUGCGGUUGAAGUGUCUCAAAGUGAAGGUGCACCAUGCGAAGCUGACCCAAGGCUUGGAGGCUGUUGCUGCUCGCUGCCGUUUGCUAGAGACCCUGUCGCUUCCCACCCAGGUGCGGGAGUCGAGCCUUGGCCCACUCCUCUCCUCCUUCCCCCGCCUCACUCGCCUCGACCUGAGUUGGAGCACCAAGCUUGCUGACCCUGCCUUUGCCACUGUCGCCGCGUCCUGCCCUCGCCUCACGCACCUCGACGCUUCUUUCUCCCAGAUCUCCCCAGCAGGCCUCGCCUCCCUUGGAUCCCACUGCCCCGCCCUCCAAUCCCUCCGCGUCAACGCCUGCCACGCCCUCCGCCCCUCCCAAGCCCUCCCCAUCCUCUCCCGCUGCCUUUCAUUACAAUCACUUGACCUCGGCCAGAGCCCCCUGCUGCCAGAUUGGGUGGAGGGGCUUAUAUGGGGGAUACAGGGAGAGGUGGUUGGAGGGAAGAGCAGCUGUGGAGGGGAGGAUUGGACAGGACCCGCAGCAGGGAGCGCUCCUGGUGGUGUUGCUGCUCCUGUGCCCGGUGCUGCUGCUGGUGCUGUUGCUGGUUCCCCUAUCCGCCGGCUGCCGGCUCUCCGGACGCUGUCCGCCUACUUUCAGGCCAAUCAGAUUAUCAAUGCAGCGUGGAUCGAAAGUCUCACUGUCGCCUGUCCCUCUCUUCGUCGCAUCAGCUUCGGCACCACGUCUCGCAUCACUCUCUCUCCCGCUGCUGCAACAACCACCACCCACUCUACCGUCGCGGCUUCAGCUGCCGAUUCCUCCAGAGCACCACACAGUGCCCACACCACCGGUACAGCCAUGCCUAUCAACAGCAUAAGCACCAGCAGCACCCCUAACAGCAGCAUCACAGCUGCUAACACAGACAGCGGAACCAAUAGCCCCCUUUCUAACCCCCACUCCCGUAUCCCCGCUCACUUGGCCCCCAAACGCAUCCAGCCGCCCAGGAGCCCAGGAGCCUUCUUCUCCCGCCUGGCUGCUCUUGCCUCGCCUCGCCCCAAAUCACCUGACACCCGCCUAGGGGCUGGCAGCGCUGCUGCUGGUGCCGGUGCUGCUGGUUCUGGUGCUGCUGGCAGCACUGCUGCUGGUGGCACUGCUGCUGGUGGCACUGCUGCUGGUAGCACUACUGCUGGUGCUGGUGCUCCUGGCAGCACUACUGCUGGUGGCGCUGCUGCUGGUGGCACUGCUGCUGGUGCUGGUGCUGCUGGCAGCACCACUGCUGGUGGCGCUGCUGCUGGUGGCAGUGCUGCUGCAUGGUUAUCAACAUCAACACCAGCAGCAGUUCUUGGUCCAAGGAUAACUGAUGCAGCUGCUGCUGCUGCUCCUCCUCCUCCUCUUGCCCUUCCUGCUAAUGCUGCUCCUCCUGCGGUUCCUGCCACUGCUCCUCCUUCUCUUGCUACUACCACUGCUGCCGCCACUCCCCCUGCUACCACGGCUACCCAUCCAACCCCUGCUAACCUUCCUUCCAAGGGUCCCAUCCAGCCGCCACCUCUGGAGUCCCUGGUGCUGCCCUGCUUCGGCAUGUCAGACGCGAUCAUUGCCGUGAUUGCUGCUGCCUGCCCCGCCCUCAAGUCCCUGCGCUUCGACCCCGGCUCCAAGAAACGCCACGCGAAGCUAAUCGGAAUGUUCCAAGUCGCUGGUGCACCUGACAUCGACUGCACCAUGACAGACGCGUCACUCCAAUCGCUAGCCGCCAGCUGCCCCUCGCUCUCAGAGCUCCACGUGUUCUCUGAUUAUCUCCUCGGCACUGGACUCUCCCCCCACGUACCCUGUGUUGCUUCCCCCUCUUCCCACAUCCCAUCUACGUCCUCGUCCGAUUCCUCCUCGCCCCCCUGCAAUCCUUCCUCUUCCUCUUCCCCUUCUCCUCCUCCCUCCAAGCCCCCCCACCGCUUCUUGUCACUCAAGACCCUCUCUAUCGCCAGCUGCUCUCUGACUGAUGCCGGUGUUGCCUGCAUUGUUGCUGCCUGCCCCAAUCUCCUCCGCCUGCUGCUGAGAGAUUGCAUACAGGUUUCUGAGGCGAGUGUGAGCAGUGCAGUCAAGGCAUGCAAGAAGCUCCAGGUGUUAGAUGUGUCAGGGUGCACCAGAAUUAACUUGAAGCUGGCUGCUCGGAUUGUGUCUAGGCCAGGGCCUGUGUUGGUAACUGCAAGAAAGGAUUCGGACUAAAGAGUGUAUUGCCUGAUCAGACUUGAUU
Closterium sp. NIES-67 is the source of this 3456-nucleotide messenger RNA. The record is from the annotation of a GenBank genome assembly. Lineage: Eukaryota; Viridiplantae; Streptophyta; Zygnematophyceae; Desmidiales; Closteriaceae.